AGUUACGACAUCAAGGAAUAACAAAAUAUAUAUCUCGAAAAGGCCUUGGGACGAUAAUGAAUACGCCAUGUCACAAGUCGGCAUGAAUAUCACACACAACUUCGUGCACGUGUAUACUUCUCACGGACACAUACACUUAAAUGAUGAUAAACGUCGUCGCGUUGUAGAAUCGUAUUCCGCAGUGGUCUGUCGUAACAAAAUGUGUUUCGUGUAAUCUUUUGCUUCCCUUUCUUCUGGAUUAUUCGUCCACUUCAAUCGUCCAACGCAAGGCUGUUGAACUGUUGCAACGAAAUAUGAGUGUGAGACAACGAAAGCUGAGAACUGAAAAUGAAGAGAAGUACGAUAACGAAUUGGCACCCCGCCAGAAGAAAAGCACCAGUCAACUAGGAAGGAAAUACUUUACCAUACUGGUGAUACUUGGUAUAUUGUUCCUAGGCUAUAUUGCAAUAGCGAAUGACUUAAAACCGAUCAGAAUAGGUGGCAAAGCCAUCGAUUCAUUAGCAUUUUCACUUAAUUUACAAAAACCUUUCUAUGUUGUUGUUAUUGAUGCUGGCUCUACUGGCAGCCGUGUAUUGGCAUUUAGUUUCCAUGAGUCUAUUCUCAAUGGUAAUUUAAUACUGGAUGAUGAAUUGUAUAGUGAAGUCACACCUGGCUUGAGUUCAUUUGCAAACAAGCCAAUGGAUGCUGCAAAAUCUCUGACUACACUUUUGAACAAAGCAAAGACAGUGAUUCCACAAUCAGAAUGGUCUCGUACAAUGCUUACUAUGAAGGCCACAGCAGGAUUGAGAUUAUUACCUGAACAUAAAGCCAAUGCUAUAUUAGAAGAAUGCAGAAAGCUCUUCCAAAUAUCUGGAUUUCAGGUCACGAAGAAUUCCAUUUCUAUAAUGGAGGGUACAGAUGAGGGGAUUUUCUCCUGGUUUACUGUCAAUUUCUUGUUAGACCGCUUUACCUCACUCAGUUCUCAAGCCACUGUGGCUGCAUUGGAUCUCGGCGGGGGAUCGACGCAAGUUACAUUUCAGCCAGAUAGUGUUCAAGCUAAGGAGUUAGAGAAGCAUGUUUAUUCCAUCAAUGUAUUUAACCACAACAUGAGCCUGUAUACACACAGUUACUUAGGUAUGGGACUAAUGGCUGCCCGUAAGGCAAUUUUAACAUACAAUAUAAAUCUGGAAGACACUGAUCCCAAGCUGCCAAUAAAAAUACAUUCCGAAUGUGUGAAUCCAAUCGUAUCCACUGAAUGGGCUUAUGGUGGUCGCGAUUACAUCGUGAAAGGCCCAAUAAACGGCACAUAUAAACUGGUAAAGACUCAAAAUUUUGCUGGUGGAGACGAAAACAAACCAGUUGUGCGUUUUUCGGAAUGUUCGAAGAUUAUUGAAAAAUAUGUUGACACCCUUACGGAUAAACCGAUAGGUUUAAAAGAUCACGAAGUCUAUGCGUUUUCAUAUUACUUUGACCGCGCGACGGAGGUAGCAUUAAUAGAUCCGUUUUUAGGAGGAGUCGUGCAACUUGGUGCUUUCUUGAAACAAGCUAUGGACACAUGUGAUUAUCCGAAUACAGAUCAACCUUUUAUGUGUUUGGAUUUGACAUUUAUUUAUAUACUUCUGAGGAAUGGGUUCGGCUUGGAAUCAUCGACGAAAUUAUAUCUAUAUAAGAAGAUUAAUGGUCACGAAGUAAGUUGGGCUUUGGGAGCUGCAUUCAAUGUUCUACAAAAUGGGCUUUGACGAAUUGGAAAAGGUUAUUUAAGAAGAAAGUGUGUGAAAUAUUACAAUAAGAAAAAAUUUCAGUAUAUUACAUUAGUUAUAUGCUGUUAUUUAGGUGUAGGUUUUUUUUUCAAAUUUACUAUCAACUGAAGAAAAAGCGUAAGAAUACAAAGGAUAUAUAAUCUGAAAUUUAAGGGGAAAAGAAGAAAAAUAAUCGUUAACGAAACUUACAAAUUUUUAUACAAAAAUUUAGGAUAUACCAAGACAUUCGAUACUUCGAUUCGAUAUAUUACCGACGUCUACCGCACAAUUACCUAACAUUGUAGAUAUUAUCUAUUUUUCGUAUCACUUCUAUGGUAUGAAAGAAAAGCAGUAUUUAAUGUGUGUAUUUUUAGGUACAAAUGUAAUAUAUUUUUAUCUGAAAUAUCUUUACAAAUGGGAGACAUAUCGCCGUACAUUUGUGAUAGUUUAUUAUAAGAUUUGUAACUGUUUUACCUAUAUAUAGAAAGUGUAUUCAAUGA
Molecule: messenger RNA, 2218 nt
Organism: Harpegnathos saltator (Jerdon's jumping ant)
Lineage: Eukaryota; Metazoa; Arthropoda; Insecta; Hymenoptera; Formicidae
Product: ectonucleoside triphosphate diphosphohydrolase 5
Exons: 4
Coding region: 294-1718 (474 amino acids)
Molecular function (GO): hydrolase activity
Source: RefSeq, a predicted model, not a curated record